AUGAUCCUAAAAGCAUCAAUUUUCCUAAUCCUUGCGGUUGCCACAUUCGGUGCCAUUUUGGAAGACUCAGAAUUGAUGAAAGUGGUCGAAAAUUGUGUCAAAAAAACCAACGCAAAUGAAUCGGAAUUUUCCAGCCCAAAUUUCCUCGAAACAACGCCGUCUCAACCAGCUUUGUGCACAGCUAAAUGUCUUUUAGAAUCUCUCGAAAUCGUAAAUUCCGAAGGCAAUAUUAACAUGGAGACUUUAAAAGAAUACGCCCAACCUUUUGAGAGCCCAGCUCGCGAGGCUGUAGCCACAUGUGGCGAAGAAAUCAAGAGUGUUACCACCUGUGACGACAUGGAAAAGUACAGGAAAUGCGUGGAACCACUCAUCAAAAACUCUUAA
Tribolium castaneum (red flour beetle) is the source of this 384-nucleotide messenger RNA. It is a transcript of the gene Obp56b, whose product is annotated as Odorant-binding protein 56b. The coding region runs from base 1 to 384 and encodes 127 amino acids. NCBI's taxonomy places the organism in Eukaryota, Metazoa, Arthropoda, Insecta, Coleoptera, Tenebrionidae. Gene Ontology annotation, molecular function: odorant binding. The record is from RefSeq and is a predicted model, not a curated record. The transcript is spliced from 2 exons.